Molecule: messenger RNA, 10724 nt
Organism: Micropterus salmoides (largemouth bass)
Lineage: Eukaryota; Metazoa; Chordata; Actinopteri; Centrarchiformes; Centrarchidae
Gene: map1aa
Product: microtubule-associated protein 1Aa
Exons: 7
Coding region: 80-7978 (2632 amino acids)
Biological process (GO): microtubule cytoskeleton organization; axonogenesis; dendrite development
Cellular component (GO): synapse; neuronal cell body; microtubule associated complex
Molecular function (GO): actin binding; microtubule binding
Source: RefSeq, a predicted model, not a curated record
AUAUAACCUGCGAUCCAAUCAAAUAUCCACCAUCCAAAGAGCCACACCCACCAAUCCUCCCGUCUCAUCCUGCACCGUCAUGAUGCUCGCUCCGGAUGCAGUUGUCAUGGAGAUGGAAAAGGGCUCAGCGUCCACUAGCAGCACUGUUACCAUGGAAAUCCCCAUCACAGCAGCUGCCUCAGUGGCGCGAGCAGAGGAGUCUGUUCAGCACCACGGACAGUACCGCACUGAGUUCCAGCACAGAAACUAUCGCGUGCUGAUUGUGAUCGGAGAGAUUUCCACCAGCUAUCACCUCGACGCUGCCAGGAAACAGAUCACACAAGGUUUGCGUUCCUGGAACGUUGAUCUGACUGUUUGUGACCUGAACAAGGAGCUGCAGCUUUUUGAGACCAGGCACACCGCUCAGUUUUCUUCACAGGUCAAAGGCCAGCGGAUUCUCCAGUAUCACAGUGAUGUACUCGAGACAGUUGUGUUGGUGAACCCAUCAGAGGAGACCACUGCCUCAGAGAUUCGCUCUUUGAUUACUGACUUUUCUGGAAAUAAGUUGCUGAUACUGAGCGGCCAGAGCUCUGAGCAGGGAGGUGACAUCCUACUGCAAGGUGGAGCCUUCACCUGGCAACACUUCUCCAACAUUAUCUCCAGCCCUGAAGUGAUUGAACUCCUGUCCAGGGCCUUUUCAGAGCAGCCGUCCAGACUUACUGUUUCCUGUCAGGGAGACGGGGGCUGGAGCUCCCUGGGCCAAAGCCAGGAGCAGCAGUCACUCCAAAAUCAUCUGGAAUACCGCCUGAACCCAGAACCUCACCUCCCCGACAUGGACGGAGUCACUGAAUUUACUGAAUAUGUCUCAGAGACAGUGGAUGUGCCGUCAUCCUUUGACCUUCUGGAGCCCCCCACCUCUGGAGGUUUUCUGAAGCUGUCCAAACCCUGCUGCUACAUCUUCCCUGGAGGGAGGGGAGACUCGGCUCUGUUUGCCGUCAAUGGAUUCAACAUCCUGGUGGAUGGAGGAUCUGAUCGGAAGUCUUGCUUCUGGAAGCUUGUUCGCCACCUGGACAGGAUCGACUCUGUUCUGCUCACCCAUAUUGGUGCGGACAACCUUCCUGGAAUCAAUGGGUUGUUCCAGAGAAAGAUUGCAGAACAAGAGGAGGAGCAUAACCAAGGAUCUGGCUCCAGCAGCAACGGUGACUGGAUGAAGAACCUAAUCUCUCCUGAGCUUGGGAUCGUGUUUUUUAACGUCCCAGAGAAGCUUCGGAUGCCUGAGUCCACACUGAAAGUGAAACGAAGCAUUGAGGAAGCAUCUCUUACGUUGCAGUACCUCAACAAGCUUGGUAUCACACCAGAACCUCUUCACAGGGUUGUCAGCAACACUAUUGAACCUAUCACACUAUUCCACAAACUUGGUGUGGGAAAGUUAGAUAUGUAUGUCUUAAACCCUGUAAAAGAGAGCAAAGAGAUGCAGUUUUUAAUGCAGAAAUGGGCUGGAAACAGCAAAGCCAAGACAGGCAUUACGAUGCCUAAUGGAAAAGAAGGAGAAAUAUCUGUCCCUUAUUUGACAUCAGUUACCGCUCUCAUUGUUUGGAUUCCUCACCGUCCAACAGAAAAGAUAGUCAGGGUGCUCUUCCCUGGAAAUGCACCGCAGAAUAAAAUCUUUGAGGGCCUUGAGAAACUGAAACACCUGGACUUCCUGCGAUACCCAGUGGCUACCCAAAAAGACAUAUCAUCUGGGGUACCUCCCCCCAUCAUCAAACAGACUAAAAUAAGAUCAAGAACUGACAGCAAAGAGAGUCUCAAAUCGUCACCCAAACCACACUCUAAAACUACAAAGAAAGAACCCAGUGGGCAGGAGGAAGAGUCCAAGAGUGACAUCACUAAAGAGAAUAAAGUAGAAAAGAAAGAAGAGAAGAAACUCAAAAGUGAAAGUCUAAAAGCCACCAAACAACAGAAAAAUAGUGAGGUGGCCCCCGUGGCAGACAAAAAAUCAGACAAAAAGAAAAUAUCCAAGGAAAAAACUGCCAAGCAGGAGAAAGCAUCCAAGAUGGAUGAAAAGAAAGACAAAGAGAAAAAAGAAAUAAAGAAAGAGAAACGUGAAGUAAAGAAAGAUGAAAAUAUUAGAAAAGAAGAGAAAAAAGAAAGUAAAGCCAAGGAGGAUAAAAAGAAGGACCCAAGUAAGCCAGAGCUGAGAAAAAUUACUAAACCUGACCUGAAGCCGCUUACCCCUGAAGUGAGAAAAACUCUGCAUAAGGCUAAGACUCAUGCUAAGCCCAAGGCAGACAAAAAUAAAGCAGUUAAAGAGGAAGCAAAUGAGUCAAAGCCAGUCCCAAAGAACAUCCCUGAAGAGAUUGCAGCAGCAGCUUUGGCUGACAGGUCGAUUGUGUCCUCCCCAGAAGACCUCACUGAGGACUUUGAGGCUCUGAAACAAGAAGAGCUGUCCAAACUUAAGACCCAGCCUAUCCAGAAUGAUGUGAUGUCUGGGCAUUCAGUGUACACAGAUACUAAAGUUUCUUCCUUACCUUUCUGUGAUGAGAAAGUCACAUCCCCAUCCACAGAGAUAAAAUCUGCUUCACCAAAAUCGCCUGUCAAACAGGAAGAAUACAACAAAGACAAGGGUGUGUCAGAACAGGUUGCAACCACUGAAAAGAAGGCAGCAAGUGAUGGUUUUGACAAGAAGUAUGAAGAGGAGAAAAUGGAGAAAUAUGACAAAUACCCUGUGAAGGACGACAUAAAAGACAGAUCAAAGAAGAGUGACAGCUCAGAGGAGGAGGGUGAUGUAAUUGAAAAAGCUGAACUCGAAGGAACAGAAGAUGACGAGGUCCUGAAAUAUAAAACAGAGGAGGCGAAAAAGGAAAAACCUGGAAAGGAGUUGGACACCAAGCCAACUGAGAAAAAACCUUUAACAACCCCAGCCCUGUCUGAGCAAGUAGCAGCCACUGCCUCGGAGCAAUUCUCCUACAUCCAAGAUGAGACCAUCCCCGGUUACUCCGAGACUGAACAGACCAUCUCUGAUGAGGAGAUCCAUGACGAAACAGAAGAUAAGAUCCCACAGCUGCGCUAUGAUGUGGGCUCCUAUGACGUCUCUGUCCCUGACGUUCCUGGCACCUUUGACUCCAUGCAUGGUAUAAAAGAGAUGAAGAGCUCCGCUGUUUUUGAUAUUCCAAAUGCUAAACCCAAAGCUUUCAUGGGAGGUCACGAGCCUGAGCUUGCACCUUACCCUGCUAUCAUUGCUGCUCCUCUUGCAGAGGAGGAGCACAUCUCCUCAGCAACAUCCAUCACAGAAUAUGACAAACUGUCGUCCUUUGCCACGUCUGUAGCUGAGGACCAAUCAAUAGCCUCUGUAACAGCACCUCAAACUGAGGAAGCUGGGAGGAACUCUCUCCUGCUUGACACCAUCAACAGUAUCCCCUCACGUGCUGAGGCCAUCCAUGGGAAGGACUAUCUCCACUCAGCAGGAACUAUCUCACCGACCUCCUCUCUGGAGGACGACAAGUGCUUUAAGUCUCCUUCCUCUGAUGAGUACCAGCCCAAUAUUCCUGAGAUGGAGGGUGAUGCAAAGAUCAAAUCAGUACACGAAGAAGAAGACGAUGACGAAGAAGAGGACGAGGACCAGACUCCGAACGUUGAGAUCCCUCUGGGCAAACUCCAAGAAGGCUAUGAACAUGCAGCCUCCAUGAUGCUCCAGGAGAAGGAGAAACCUUCUUCCACUUUUUCUUCUCCUCCUCCCUUCUCUGCCAUGCAGUACUCUCCCACACAAGCUGUCAAAGAAAACCAGUCUCUCUUUAGCACAGAGGGAUUGAAGACUGGCGCUGAUAUGAAGCCUGUUUCACCCCCUCCAUCUUUCUCUCCUGGGUUAGAGUCCAACUCCAGGCAGGAGAGUGAGGAAAGAUGUCUAAGUCCAGAUGACAGCACCAUGAAACUGGGAUCACCCACACAGUCGGUGCCUACAAGCAGUGGCUACUCGCCAACAGAAGAGAAACCCUUUAAGCCAGAAGACAAAGAUGAGGCGGUGAAUGAUGUUAAAGUCGACUAUCAGAAAACAGAUAAAUCAGUCACCAUGUCAGACAAUACCUCCUUUGUUGGUCUUCUAGGUGACAAAACAGCGAUUGAAGUGUCUGAAGAAUCCAAUGAAGAAAACGAGGAAGACGAUGAAGGAGAGGACUGUUACGCCAAAAAGGAUCUACAGCCAACUGUUAAGGCCAAGCUUAUGGAAGCAAAAGAGGGGUGCUUCUUGGAUGAUGACUUCACCUUUGAGGCAAAAUCUGCAAAGAUAGAAACAGAAGUCAAGGGCUCGGACAAGACAGAGGUGUCUUUUUGCACAGAGGAGAAACCAAAACCUCAAGUGAUGUACUCAGACGAAGACGAAGAUGAAGAGGAAGAUGAUGAUGGUGUCCCAAGUGGGAUAGGGUCAAAGCCCGUACCAGCAGAUCAAAGCAAAGUAGAGUUAAAAAAUGAAAGCACGGAGAAAACAGAUAUCGCUUCUAAAGAGGCUGAGAAAAGUGUUCAUUUCAGUCUCUAUGAUUUUCCAGAGAAGGAGAGCAAAGAAAAGGCUUUGUAUAUAAGACAAGACACACCCUAUGUGCAUGGCAAAACAUUCUCUUACGGUGACAUUUAUGACAGUAAAACAAGCUCAGUGGACUCUGAUUCAUAUCAGCAGGAGUCCUUAGAUAAAAAGGACAUUACAAUGGGUGAAGUGGAUUUCCAGAAACAUGAGCCCCCAUCUCCAGUAACAGCCACGGACAAGAUGUCAGAGAAGGAGGGAUUUAGUGUCUCUUUUGGAAAAGAGUCCUCUGCCUCAUCGUGGCUUGACUCCAAGAGCACUUCUGCUAAACCUCCAUUUGAAAAAGAGGUCGAUGGAAAGGAUACCUUUGAAUACAGCACAGGUAGCCGAUUCCCUUCAGUAGCUGAUAGACCUGAGGCCUCGUCUACUUCUUUAUCAUCUGAAAAAGACUUAUCUUUUAAAAGCCAGACUGACGGCACAAAGCCCCAGACAUACUCCUCAAUGACAGCCUUUGAUGUAGACAAACUUGCUGCCACCGGCUACGGUGAGAAAGGCUCAUGCUUGGAGAUUGAUAUGCGAAAACUAACAGCAAGGGAUGAGGAGGACUAUGAUGACGAUGUUGUUGAUGAAGAUGAGGAGGAGGAGGAAGACGAAGAGGAUGAAGAGGACGACGUUGAAGGUGCUGUUGAUUCUGAUAUGGAGAAGGGCACUAAAGACAAGUCUGAGAAGGAAGUAAAAAGUCAAGUCAGUGAAAUAUUUGGUUCAAAUAAGCCUGAAUUUAUGGUUUCUAUGGCUGGAUAUGGCUAUAACAGUCAGGGGAAGCCAAAUAUGAAAGAAAGCAGCUCUAGCUCACUCACAAAGGCUGAAGACAAAGCUAAAGUUGACUCCUCACCCCUGGAUUUAGGGGCUACAGGUUUCUCUGUCUACUCCUCAGGGUUUGAGUACUCAUAUGGAAGUGGUGAGACAGAUUCAUUUUUAAGUCAGACCACAGACAAAGGUAACAAGGAUUUCAAUUUGAAAUCAACAGAGGACAGUUUUUACCAGAACGACAGAGCUGAUCCUGAUUUUGAGAAACAGAAGACACCAGACCUUCUGAGUAAGAGAUCACUGGAUUCAAGCUUUCAGUACACAACCACAGCUGCCCCCGGGUACUCCUCCUCUUCGGCCUAUAGCUAUUCCUCCUCCACCUCAGGCUCACUCUCCACCAGCCGUCAGUUUGGAGAGGAGCUGGAGACGCCUGCUGAGCCCCUCUUUGAGUACUCCUCCUUUAAAGAUGAACACUCAUUGGUCAUGGAUUCUCCCUACUACGGCUCCGCUGGUGCCAAAGAUGACUAUCUAGAAGUGUCUGAAAAACAGAUCCCCGCUACAACCACGGCUGAGUCCACCUCCAGUUUAGCCCGCUUCUCACCCCUCAGCCCAUUUCAGGAGGUCAAGCCCUUCCCAUCGCUCUCGUCCACUGCUUUUGCUGAGGACAAGAAGGAGCAUACGACUUCAUUAGGUGGAGUUUUGGACAAAGGCCCUCAAUCAGACUGCUUCUAUAAGCCUGAAUGGUCCAAGUUGGACACAGCUGUUGGGUAUGGAGCCACAGCAGGACCGUUCUCUCCAUCCGCAGAGCUCGCCAAGGACAAAGAGGCAGCCAGUGCAGCUCUGUUUGGAGUCACUUCCUCACCUCGCCCAGACACAGAAGGCAAGCAUUACUUUGAAGAGACUGACAGUGAAGAAGAGGAUGAGGAGGCAUAUAUGCGUGAAAUGACUCGGAGGUCGCCUUCCGGCAACCUGGCUGGUAGCCUCUCAUUUUCUGACAAGCCUGUUGCUCCAGUUGCCAGUGAAAAGACUGGUGGUGCACUCCCUGAUGUUCUUGGCUCCUACAUAACCUCACCUCUCCAGGCCAGCAAGCCAGACACAGUCAAUGGCCCCACGGAGGUCAGCUCAAGCGCCAAUCUCCCUGCUGGAGCAGCAGCUAGUGGUGCAUCUUCAGGCCCAACCAAGGUGGAGCCCAGAGAGGGAGCAGCAGGUUACAGGAGUUCUUAUGAGUGGGAGAUGUCAAAGCCCCAGAUGGGGAUGGUGCCCGGAGACUCCCCUCCCCAUUACCGUCAUGAUGAUGAGUUUGAAGAGGAGUGUGAGAUGGAGCCAGAACACCCUGCACGUCCGCUUUCACUCUCUUCAACUGAUCAGCCAUUUCGCUCACCGUUCUACGCUGAAGAGUGCAGCCGAGGAGGGCAGGAUGAUGACGAUGACAGUGAUCAGGAUCUUGCUGGUGAUGUCCCCAUGGGAGCCACCUCCUCUUAUACCAGCCGCACCUCUCCUGGAUAUUCCUCCUCCGAGUGCAGGCAGCGCAAAGAGGACCUCUCACCUUCCUUCAUCAACCCAUGCAUGCGGCAGUUAUCCAGCGACGAGGAUGAUGAGGAGCAAGGGCACAGAAGUGACCAAUCGCAGGGCGAUGAAAACGAUCUGUCGGUCAAGAGAAGGGCUCACAAACAGCCCCAUCAUCACCAGCCUCACAGUAGCUCUCUGCACCAAGCUGGUGGCUUGGCAGCAGGACUGGGUCUGGCCACAGAGGACACACCGCCCACCUCUGUCAGCGAGUCUUUAGCCUCUCAGUCAGACUCUGAUGUACCUCCAGGCACUGAGGAAUACCCCUCAGUCACUGGUGAGGGUAACAUGGAUUCAGAUGAGGAUGCGGACUACAUGCCUGUUGAUAAAUUAUCUGCCACAGGAGGAGGCAGCCAUCAUUCUUCUAGGAGAAGUCAUGACCCUCCUCCUGCUCCCCUCAUGGACCCCUACCCUCACCCCCCACACCCAGAUGUUUGCAUGGUGGAUCCUGACUCUUUGGAUAAUGGCUCAAUUAAGAAAGAGCCAAAAGCCAAAGGCUUAAAGAAGGCUUCGGGGAAAACCAAAUCAGCAUCCCCAGCCAGACGCAAGAGGUCUCCCAUGCCUGUCAAACAGACACCGUCUCCUCGCAGUGCCUCGCUGAAGAAGAAGGAGGCGGACAAGAGCUCACGUAUGUCUCGUCUGUCUGAUGGACAGGGCUCCAAAGAUGAUGACCUCUCCAGGUCGAGCUACAACCCUGGCAAGGGGUUGACUAACGGUGUCAAGAGCAGUUCAGGUUCUCAGAAGUCCGGCUCUGCAGCUGCUCCUGCCUUACCGAUUUAUGUGGACUUGGCAUACAUUCCCAACCACUGCAGUGCCAAGAACGUGGACCAGGAGUUUUUCAAACGCAUUCGCUCUGCAUACUAUGUGGUGAGCGGGAAUGAUGCAGCAAGUGGUGAACCAAGCCGAGGAGUCCUUGAUGCACUGUUGGAUGGCAAAGCUCAGUGGGGAUCAAACCUACAGGUGACACUGAUCCCCACCCACGACACGGAGGUGACCCGUGACUGGUAUCAGCAGACACAUGAGAAGCAGCAGGAGCUCAACAUCAUGGUCCUAGCCUCCAGCAGCACCGUUGUCAUGCAGGACGAGUCUUUCCCCGCCUGCAAGAUCGAGUUUUAAGAUCCUCGUUUACUCUCUCUCCUCCUAGCCUCCCCAGUGUAGAUCUGUUUUUAAUUGCUCUUCUCUAUAGCCUGAUAAAUCUGUCUCUGCUCUGGGCACUUGACCGAAAGCAGAAACAGAUCUGGAUAAUAUCUAUUUUUUUCUAGAGUUUUUAUUCAUUUCUAAGCUUGUUGUGGCUAUCACUAUUUGUAUUUCAAAUGUAGUUUUCUGACAGUUGUCCUCUGCUACGUUAUUAUUACUCAGUCCUGUAAAAGGGAGAAAGCUUUUUUUUUUCUGUUCCUUAACUCAAAUCUUUCCCAUACCCUGUGAGACAAUGGAGUCUUUGUUUGUUGGCCGAGACAAAAAAAAAAGAGUGUCAUAAAGGAAACAAUAUAAAACUGAUGUUUGGUUGCUUGUCUUCUAAUUGGCCUAAAUUUAAGCACAAGUCUGCGCACCUUAGAGCCAGCGACAAAAUGCGAAUUCCAAACAUCAAGCCUUUCACAAUACCAGUGAUCAAUUGAAUACGUUUGCUGAUAGAAAAUGAUCAUUACAGGCUGCUAAUUGUGAUUAAUUUCCUUUCCUCUAAUUGUACUUUCUGUCUUUCUUCUAAAACAAUGACAGUCCCAGUGUUGAACUUUGUUCCUCCUACUGACAUAGUAAGAUAGAAAAUGUUCAAGUAGACCCCAGUGGUCCUUUCAACAUGUCUCUAUAGUAGUAUAAAGAGUAUAUUUGCUGUAGAUAUGGAAGACCAUAUUAAAAAAAAAAAAUCUGUAUUGUAGUGAAUUAUGAUAUUUCUACGGUUAUUUCAAAGUGAAAAUCAAUCGUUACAGUAAGAAUUUCUCAGUGGCUGUUUAUUUCUUACAGUGAAUUUGACAAAUAAGUUCUCUCUAUAAUUGUUCCUGUAGUCUUUGAUGUAUUUUUUCCAGUGUAUUUCCAGUUAACAUAUUGUUGCAGUGGAUCAUGAGGAGAGCUGAAGGCAGAGGGGAUGAAACCAGUACAAAAUCAUCAUCCUGAUCUUUGGAUUCUACUUGUUUAUGUCUUUACAUACAGAACAGCACUCCAUGUUCAAAGCUCCUUAUAGGAAAGAAGACAAACCUCAUACCAGUUGCUGCGUCGGAAAGAUCUUUAUACAAAAGCUGUGUUAAAGAAUCAAGAUUGUAUUCCAUUACAACAAUAGGAACAUGUGGUUGCGCGGAGAGAUUGUGUUUGCCUGGUGAACAAAGAUGAACUGGUUCGAUUGAAAGUAGAGGUUAGACUGUCACCCACAUGUGCCUUUCUGUCCUGCUGUGCUGGAAGGGAAUUGUCAUAGAAAUGUAAGGUAUUUCAGUGUGCGGUACAUCCACAGCUCUGUGGCAGAGGCUACGGCGAGCUGGUCUCUGUUGUUCUGAGUUUUGUCUGUGAGAACGUCAGUGCACAAAAAGGUCUUAGUUGUACAUAUUGAGCAUAAAAUGGCACUUUUAAAGCACCAACUCAGUAUUUCCGCAGUUGAAUUUUAGAUUUUCUUGAGCUGCCACUUAAAGAAGCACAAAUAGUAACCAGUGUGCAAAACUUAAAGCAGUUUUUGCUUUUUUUCAAAUUAAGCAACAUAAAAUGUAUAAUUACAGCUAUUGCACUGAAAACCUGUGCUAUUUUAUUUCUGGGUACUUUUAGUUAUUGCAGAAAAUAUAGUUUGUCUUUCAAAAUUGUUUUUAGCCACAAUCUCCUUAACUUAUUACAUCUUGUUUUUAAAUUUAUCUUUCUUUUCAGUGGUAAAUCAGUGGAUGUUUUUAAGUGACACAAACUUAAUAUUAAGUGUAGAUGUGUUUUAAUUUGAUAUUGAUAAUUUUAUAUUUUGAUAAGUUUUGAGUAAUUUAAUAGAUUUUAACCAGGAAUAAAACCAACUAUUCAACAAAUUACAGGACCAACGCACCUCACUAGGGUUGCUAUUUUAUGAUCCACAGCAAAAAUCCAGAAAUUCCACUGUAUGAUAUUUUACUCCCUCAACUCAUCUAGGGAUGCAUGUAUAACAGAUGCAUGUUCAUAAAGGCGAUGACUUUUUAAAAAACCAGAGGGCUGCAGGGAGUGGAGCACAAACCUCAGCGGUACUAGUUGAUUUGAAUGUGAAGAUGCAGAUUACCUUUACGUUCUCUGUGGAGGACUUUGAUCUCCUGGCUGCCUUGUUUACUGUGCAUCAUAUGGUACAUCUGAGUCAUUGGUCACACUGGCAGUAACAACCUUUCGUUGGCCUGCAAUACAUCCCGACUGUGCAGGGAGGAAAACUUUGUGUGCAGAUUAUACCCACCACAGUUUCUUUCUUUGGAUGGUAGGAUGCAGUUUGACAAACAAUAUGAUUUCUGUCAGCAGAUUAAAAUGUUGUCAGCUUGAUGAACAAGUUGCAAUGUCUGUGACUUUGAGGAGAUAAUGUCGAGUUGAGGUUUCUAUUGCCUGCUGAUUUAAAAGGAUCCAUUAACAGCAUCUUUGAUGAAACAGGGUUAACCGUGACGCCAGUGUUUUCCUGUUAACCCACUGCGUCAGUGAAUGACGCUGUAAUCUGCAUUCCUAUUUAAUACUGCAUCACUGUAAAGGCUAGUAAUUACAAAAUCAACACUACUCACCUAUAAGCAGACCACUCAAAACCCAGACUGCCAGACAUGAGGGACUCAGUUCACUCAUGUCAAUACAUUUCUAGAGGACUUCCUAAUAUUCACACUUUUUUCCAGACAAAGCUUAAUACACACACACUCACACAUAAGCGCUGCAUUUCCGUAUUGUGCAAAAAAAAAAAAAA